UAUUUUUUUUUUUUUUAUAUAUAAAUAUAUAAAACCAAAUCCCGUAAUCCCCAAUUCUUACCUACAAACAAACAAAAUCAGAUCCAUUUCCUUUCGUUGCAAAGAAAAGAGGUUUUCAGUUCUACCCAGCACACAACAACACCGUUUCAAGAUGCAAAUCUUUGUUAAGACGCUCACUGGAAAGACCAUCACUCUCGAAGUUGAGAGUUCAGAUACCAUAGACAAUGUUAAGGCCAAGAUUCAAGACAAGGAAGGGAUUCCACCAGACCAGCAGCGUUUGAUUUUUGCUGGAAAGCAGCUGGAGGACGGCCGAACCCUUGCUGAUUACAACAUCCAAAAGGAGUCCACACUCCAUUUGGUGCUCCGUCUCCGUGGUGGUAUGCAGAUCUUUGUUAAGACUCUUACCGGAAAGACCAUCACCCUUGAGGUUGAGAGCUCUGAUACCAUUGACAAUGUCAAAACCAAGAUUCAGGAUAAAGAGGGCAUUCCACCAGACCAACAAAGGCUCAUAUUUGCUGGUAAACAACUUGAAGAUGGCCGAACUUUAGCAGAUUACAACAUACAGAAAGAGUCUACCCUCCACUUGGUUCUCCGUCUCCGUGGUGGUAUGCAGAUAUUUGUCAAGACCCUCACCGGAAAGACCAUCACCCUUGAGGUGGAGAGUUCUGACACCAUAGACAAUGUGAAGGCCAAGAUACAAGACAAAGAGGGCAUCCCACCAGAUCAGCAGAGGCUUAUCUUUGCUGGAAAACAGCUUGAAGAUGGCCGAACUCUGGCCGAUUACAAUAUCCAGAAGGAAUCCACCCUUCAUCUUGUUCUACGUUUGAGGGGAGGUAUGCAGAUCUUUGUAAAGACCCUGACAGGAAAGACAAUUACUUUGGAGGUAGAGAGCUCGGACACAAUUGACAAUGUGAAGGCUAAGAUACAGGACAAGGAGGGAAUUCCCCCGGACCAGCAAAGGCUUAUCUUUGCUGGAAAGCAACUCGAAGAUGGCCGAACUCUGGCUGAUUACAAUAUCCAGAAGGAAUCCACCCUUCAUCUUGUCCUACGUUUGAGGGGAGGUAUGCAGAUCUUUGUGAAGACCCUGACAGGAAAGACAAUUACUUUGGAGGUAGAGAGCUCGGACACAAUUGACAAUGUGAAAGCUAAGAUACAGGACAAGGAGGGCAUUCCACCAGACCAGCAAAGGCUGAUUUUUGCUGGAAAGCAACUCGAAGAUGGCCGAACUCUGGCUGAUUACAAUAUCCAGAAGGAAUCAACCCUUCAUCUUGUCCUACGUUUGAGAGGAGGUAUGCAGAUCUUUGUCAAGACUUUGACAGGAAAGACCAUUACAUUGGAGGUUGAAAGUUCUGACACAAUCGAUAAUGUGAAGGCGAAAAUACAGGACAAGGAGGGAAUCCCCCCAGAUCAGCAGAGGUUGAUCUUUGCUGGGAAACAAUUGGAGGAUGGAAGGACCCUUGCUGACUAUAACAUUCAGAAAGAGUCUACUCUCCACCUUGUGUUGCGUCUUCGCGGUGGAUUCUAAGCAUUUGGAAGUUCUUACAGGUCUUUGGUUUUUGAUGUUUCUGAACAUGUUAAUUAUAAUGGGUCUUGAGUAUAUAAUGGCCCUUGAAACUUUAGUUUGCUCUGGUAUUUGUAUGCUUCUGUUCACAUGGUUUAGCUCAUAAACAUUGGGUAUUUGCUAUGGUUUGAAUGAUCAAGUACUAUUUGGUUUUUUA
Messenger RNA from Vicia villosa (hairy vetch), 1718 nucleotides. Its product is annotated as polyubiquitin. Bases 152 to 1525 code for a protein of 457 amino acids. Gene Ontology annotation, cellular component: nucleus; cytoplasm. The record is from RefSeq and is a predicted model, not a curated record. The transcript has 2 exons. Lineage: Eukaryota; Viridiplantae; Streptophyta; Magnoliopsida; Fabales; Fabaceae. Gene Ontology annotation, molecular function: ubiquitin protein ligase binding; protein tag activity. Gene Ontology annotation, biological process: modification-dependent protein catabolic process; protein ubiquitination.